CUAGUCGGGAUUCUACCUGCACGCCGUGCAGUUGUCAAAUUCGUCUGCGAUUUGUCAUCGAAACAAAGAUAGCAUAGGUUGCGUCGCGCCGACUGUCGUAGUAGUAUUUUUUUACUGAUUAAUGAAUAUUCUACAGUAAAAACAUUGUGCCGCAAGUAAAUUCGCUGCUUAAAUGCACGUGAAAAAAUUAACUCUCAUCCUCCUCGCGAUAAGACUGAUCAAAUGAUAACGGUGUCGCCUGCUACUGCCUCGAACUCAAGUGUGCAAGAUAAAUAGCAAAACUACGUUACCAAGGAAUAAUCUAGACCAAACUAGUCGAAGAAAAAUCAAACGGCUCAACAAUGACAGUUAUGGAAUUCUUUGGCUGCGCUUUCCUCGCCUUUGGACCACCUCUAGCGAUGUUUACCUUCACAGUAGCUGUGGAACCAAUCAGAAUAAUAAUCCUUAUAGCUAGUGCAUUCUUUUGGCUCAUAGCUCUACUCUUGUCAUCUGCAUUAUGGUAUGCAGUAGUUCCUCUACAAGAUGAGCUUGCUUUUGGUCUGGUUUUUUCGGUGCUCUUCCAGGAGGCCUUUCGAUACCUUCUCUAUUGGGUGCUGAGAAAGGCUGAACGAGGUCUGGAGAAAGUAACGACAGCACAUGUCGCCGACAGCAGGCAUGUUUUUGCCUAUGUUUGCGGUCUAGGCUUUGGAGUUAUGAGCGGAGCCUUUGCCCUGGUCAAUGUUCUGGCAGAUGCCAUUGGUCCAGGCACAAUGGGUUUGCGACGUGGAACAGAGUAUUUCUUCAUAAUCUCAGCAGCGACUACUCUCUGCUUCAUUCUACUACACACAUUCUGGGGUGUGAUAUUCUUUGCUGCAUUGGAUAGGCGGAGCAAAGGACACCUUGGAUGGGUUGUGGGAUCACACUUAUUUGUCUCCUGCAUGACACUGGUUAAUAGAUCAGAGAUUUAUGCUGUCAGUCUCAUCUCUGCUCAUUCCGUCCUAGCUGUCACUGCCGUUUUAGCAUUCAGAAUUGUGGGAGGAAAGGCAGCAAACAUACCACAAUGCUUUGUUAGGAAAUGAGAAAUUUGAAGAAUUUUAGUGCCGGAAAUAUGAGAGACAGAAGCAUCUUAUCGGCCAAAGAUUAAAUCACAUCAUAAAGAGAUUAUGGGCGCAAUCUAAAAUAUGGCAGCGUUCUUCAACAUAGAAAUUGAGCUUACUAUUUUAAUACUUAGAUUUUUUAUAUGUUAAGUCUGUCAAAGUUAAAGGUUGAGUGAAAAUAAGACUCAAAAAGCCAAGCAACUGUAAAUUAUACGAAUAAUAGAUGCUGGCUGAAUGUGGAAGAGGCGAAAAACCUCGUUUAAGAUUCUAUUGUUAAUAGUUGUUGUUUCAAUUGAUAGAAAAAUCGGUUGAGGAAAUACUAUUGUAACACCCCACAUUAUUUUUGGCUCAUCUCUGUUUGUACUCAACAAUGAUGUUUGCUUCUAUGCUCAACUACAACAUAUGCGAAAACUUUUUUCCUGUAUUAAGAGAUAAAUUUAUCUCACAAAUGCUUCACAUGUAAAAAAUGUACUACUCCUCAAAUGAGAUAUCUUCUUCGCAGAAUUUCCAACGUCAGCUGAAUAUUUGAACACUUCUGUGGACUCAAAUUCCUUGACGGUGGUAUUUAGUAAACUGUGCAGAAUAUUUGAGCUGUUAGGAUGGCCUCGAUACAUUGUAACUGUCUUAAGAUGUUUCACCCUGACAACAGUUGUAUUAAAUUUGAUAAGUGAACAAUAAUUAUCUAUUGAAAGGAUGCUCCUAUACGUUGAAGAACAGUCGCACCAUUACCUAACGCCUUAGUUUUAAUCCUAGAAUAUAGUGUUUCUAAAUGAAUUAUCAAAAAAUGAUGACAUAUUUUGAGGACUUGUUGAUUACUUUUCGUUUGAAAAGUAUACGUUGACGAAUGUUAUUUAGGUAGAAUAUGAAACUAAAAACAUGAAAGAUCACAACCAUAAGUUUUGCACUUUGUUUCAUGCCUCACUUGCUGAUUGAUUAUUAAAAAUUACUGUACUUCAUUUUACAUUUCGUAUGUCAUUCAAAUAAAUACUUUUUUAUAUUAAUAACGUA
Messenger RNA from Athalia rosae (coleseed sawfly), 2084 nucleotides. RefSeq names its product gamma-secretase subunit Aph-1 (gene aph-1). Bases 342 to 1058 code for a protein of 238 amino acids. Gene Ontology annotation, molecular function: protein-macromolecule adaptor activity. Gene Ontology annotation, cellular component: endoplasmic reticulum; membrane; gamma-secretase complex. Lineage: Eukaryota; Metazoa; Arthropoda; Insecta; Hymenoptera; Athaliidae. The transcript has a single exon. The record is from RefSeq and is a predicted model, not a curated record. Gene Ontology annotation, biological process: Notch signaling pathway; protein processing; positive regulation of catalytic activity.